This is a messenger RNA of Opisthorchis viverrini, 1895 nucleotides long. RefSeq lists its product as hypothetical. Gene Ontology annotation, cellular component: nucleus. Lineage: Eukaryota; Metazoa; Platyhelminthes; Trematoda; Opisthorchiida; Opisthorchiidae. Gene Ontology annotation, molecular function: protein binding; ubiquitin protein ligase activity. The record is from RefSeq and is a predicted model, not a curated record. Gene Ontology annotation, biological process: protein ubiquitination; interstrand cross-link repair. The transcript is spliced from 12 exons. Bases 10 to 1812 code for a protein of 600 amino acids.
CUGCGUUCAAUGAAUGAGGCGGAAUACAUUCCCAUAUCCGACUCAGACUCGGACUCGUCACUAAGUGAUGAUGUAAGGAAUGAUUUUAAGCACUCCAGAAAGGAAGUCGACAAUGAUUAUGAACAGAAUAAAACAACCAACACCACUAUUGGAGAGGACUCUGAGAACUGUCCAAUUUGCUUUGAACCCUGGACUUCAACUGGGCCACACAAAUUGUGUUGUCUUCGCUGCGGCCAUCUCUUUGGACAUUCUUGCGUUUUGAGAUGGAUUAGAUCACAAGGAAAACAAGGACGAUGUCCUCAGUGCAACUCACGGGCAUGCGUUAAGGAUAUCCGCUAUAUUUACACCAGGAAUUUGCGAGUCCUAGACACGUCAGAGCGUGACCGAGCACUUGCUGAUUUGGCUAUCGAACGGGCUGCACGGCGCAAAGCAGAACAAGAUUCGGCCGAGUACAGGGCAAAAUACCAGUUGCUCCAAGUGGAACUCAAUCAACUCCGAGACGAAUUCCAUUCUGUGCGUGCUAUUUCUCAGAUCCUUGGACGCAAUCCUACGCAAACGUCUGCCUAUCGUGGUCAGUAUGAGUUGAUGAAGAGCAUUUUGCUUUCAAAUACUGGAAAUUGCCGCGUGAUGGCCUCUUGUGACUAUCUCAAUGCUUUGUGUGUUUCACAACCGUCGAGCAAUCCCAUUUUCAGGGGCUUCGGUAUUCGCAAGAUUAACACGAUUGACCAGCGUCCUUUGAAGUAUAUACAUUUGCAUGGGCAACCGAUCCGAGAUGUUUCUUUCCAUCCAGAUGCCCAGGACGGUAUCCUAAUAUCAGCGAGCUUGGACAAAACCCUACGACUCACUAGCCUGUUGACGGACCAGGUUGUUCAGACUUACCAGUGCCCAUCUCCUGUCUGGAGUUGCUGUUGGGCCUCUCCUAAUCCUCAUCGCCUCUUUGCCGGCUGUUCAAACGGUACCGUGCAGGUGUUUGACAUUCGUGUCACUUCUGGUCCUCUUAUCACGUUGUCAAUCCCGGAUAAUUUUUCCCCGGUGAUAGGACUCCAGUAUGUCCCACAAAGCGACAGUCAUACACUUUGUCCCGGUGGUGGUCUUCUGGUUGGACAGCUAUCAAAGAUAACGUUCAUGUCAGAAGAGCCAGAUACCACUAUUUCUCCAAAUGUUCCAACCGUGGAGGCUGCUACCGAGGUGGUCGAUAACCAGUCCAACAUUUCGGUCACUGAGGGCCGAGUAUCUCCAGAUCUGUUUAGGACGAAUUCUAAUCCACCCAUACCCCCGGUGCUUCAGUCCACUCCAACCUAUUCUUCCUACGGAUUGCCACUCGAAGGAAGUCUGGUCUCACUUAGCCUGGUACCAGACAGUCGGCAUUUCCUUGCGUCGUACCGACCUUCUCAUCGACUUCCUCGUGUUCGUCAUGUAUUGGCUGAACUACUGCGUGAGGAAACACCGUCAUCUUCGGAAAUCCCAGGCGACCGCCUUUCGUAUACAUGCCGGGAAGUGCACAAUUUAUGGGCCGGAGAUCGAAUGAAGAUGCUUACUCGUGCCCGGCUAUUCAAAACUUCCGCGGCAGAUAAUACAUUGUUGGCGGUUGCCGGCUGUGAAAAUGCCGGUGGUGUAUUGGUUUGGCGUUGCGAUACAGGGAUGCGAAUACAAACCAUACAACCCCCAGACACGACCGCCGAGAACCCAUUAAUUGAUAUCUGUCCCUAUUCAACCACAAGCCCCGCUAUCGGUUUCUCCGAUCGGCCUAUGCUAGCCCUACUCAGCGAACGGACAUUACAUUUAUACCGAUGGAUAACCACUGACAGUUGAUUUUAUUGAAUUGCAUGUACAUAAGAUGUGUCGUAUUCUAGCAUUGUAUAAAUUACUACUUUCUGUAUUACUUUGGUCACGUA